UCGCGAAGGCCCGGGUGAGGGCGCCUUGAUGCCCACACUCAUCAUGGCGGCGUCGGAGUGACGCGCGGCCUGACGUCAUCCGGCGCCGGAAAAGAAGAUGGCGGCGCUCAGGUCCUUGUGGCGAUGCAGGGCACCUUCAGGGUCAUGGCUGCAGAGGAUGGCGCUGGGGGCAGCGCCCAGCAGAGGAAAGCAGUGGCAGCCUGAUGUGGAGUAUGUCCAGCAGUAUGGAGGUGCUGUCAUGUACCCCAGCAAAGACACAGAGAAAUGGGUUCCUCCUCCAUGGAACGACAAAGAUCCUCCAUUCGAAAAGCAAGUUUCCAACCUGACUAUCAAUUUUGGGCCACAGCAUCCUGCCGCUCAUGGCGUCUUGCGCUUGGUGAUGGAGCUGAGCGGGGAGAGUGUGAAGAAAUGUGACCCUCACAUUGGCUUACUUCAUCGGGGCACAGAGAAACUGAUAGAGUAUAAGACCUACCUCCAGGCUCUACCAUAUUUUGACCGGCUUGAUUAUGUCUCCAUGAUGUGCAAUGAACAAGCCUACUCUUUAGCAGUGGAGAAGCUGCUCAACAUCCGUCCACCCCUGAGAGCUCAAUGGAUCCGAGUUCUCUUUGCUGAAAUUACACGCCUCUUGAACCACAUCAUGGCCAUUACUACACAUGCCCUGGAUAUCGGGGCCAUGACUCCCUUCUUCUGGAUGUUUGAGGAAAGAGAAAAGAUGUUUGAAUUCUAUGAGCGAGUUUCUGGUGCUCGGAUGCAUGCUGCUUAUGUCCGCCCAGGAGGAGUCCAUCAGGACAUGCCCCUGGGCCUGAUGGACGAUAUCUACGAAUUUGUGAAGAAUUUCUCCAUCCGGAUAGAUGAGGUGGAAGAGAUGCUCACUAACAAUCGAAUCUGGAAGAACCGAACUGUCGAUAUUGGAGUGGUGACCUCAGAGGAAGCCCUCAAUUACGGCUUUAGUGGAGUAAUGCUUCGUGGCUCAGGGAUUCACUGGGAUCUUCGUAAAACCCAGCCUUACGAUGUCUAUGAUCAGGUGGAAUUUGAUGUCCCGAUUGGGUCACGGGGUGACUGCUACGACAGGUACCUGUGUCGCGUUGAAGAGAUGCGCCAGUCGCUCCGCAUCAUCUUGCAAGCCCUUAACAAGAUGCCCGAGGGGGAGAUCAAGGUGGAUGAUGCCAAGAUCUCUCCUCCAAAAAGAGCAGAGAUGAAGACUUCCAUGGAAGCCCUUAUCCACCACUUCAAGCUGUACACAGAGGGCUAUCAGGUACCCCCUGGAGCUACUUAUACUGCCAUUGAGGCCCCAAAGGGAGAGUUUGGUGUAUAUUUGGUCUCUGAUGGAAGCAGCAGGCCCUACCGCUGUAAGAUUAAGGCUCCUGGUUUUGCCCAUCUGGCUGGCUUGGAUAAGAUGUCACAAGGUCACAUGCUGGCAGAUGUAGUGGCCAUCAUAGGAACCCAGGAUAUUGUCUUUGGUGAAGUGGACAGAUAAAUGUUGAACGCUCUUAGGCUGUGUCAGCUGAACUGAAGUCAUGGGUAAUACCCAGAGACUAUAUUUCCUUCUGCUCUGGACACUGGCUCUACCCACUGAAGAAUGUAUCUGCCAUCUUUUCUGAGACUAUCUGUCAGUAUAGUCCUGUGUGACUCUCCUUGUGGCAAACACAGUGCUUGCUAAAAAUUAAAAAAGAAUACUCUUGGCAAA
Messenger RNA from Sceloporus undulatus (fence lizard), 1687 nucleotides. RefSeq names its product NADH:ubiquinone oxidoreductase core subunit S2 (gene NDUFS2). Gene Ontology annotation, molecular function: quinone binding; NADH dehydrogenase (ubiquinone) activity; NAD binding. The transcript has 14 exons. NCBI's taxonomy places the organism in Eukaryota, Metazoa, Chordata, Lepidosauria, Squamata, Phrynosomatidae. Gene Ontology annotation, biological process: mitochondrial electron transport, NADH to ubiquinone. The record is from RefSeq and is a predicted model, not a curated record. The coding region runs from base 98 to 1477 and encodes 459 amino acids.